AUGGAUAAGGAGGAGCAAAAGGCAAAGAAGAAGAAUCUUGGCGAUUUCUUUCGGCUAGGACCUUACAUUGGAUAUGUGGUGUUAACCUAUGAAUUUUUGCUCAUCUCUCAAGUUUGCAAUCUCAUUUAUAUGUCUAUAGCAGGCUCUGGACCAAAACCGCUCAGUUGUGGGGAAGAAUCCUGGGCCGAUAAAGGACUUACUGAUAAGGAACUGUGUGCUGAGUAUUAUCGAGUUAAAGGCAUUAACGGUACCUGUAAUCAAGUGGAACUUAAAACCUACUUCAAAUCUGUGAAUUAUGAGGUUAGCUUCAUCUGA
Molecule: messenger RNA, 315 nt
Organism: Enterobius vermicularis (human pinworm)
Lineage: Eukaryota; Metazoa; Nematoda; Chromadorea; Rhabditida; Oxyuridae
Source: the annotation of a GenBank genome assembly